AUGGAGUCACUUCUGUCCCUCAGCUUCGACAGUCUCACCUCAACAUCAGCAAACAAAGUCCGAAGAGGGCUCAAGCAAUUGUCUGGACUGCUCAGUCAAAUCUGCCUGUCACAUCACUCAGCAACCAAGCCUCAAGCACAGCCUCUCAAAUCAUUGGCAUCGGAUCCUGCCUUUCGAGCGUUCAUCAACCUGCAGGAUUCAUUCCAGUAUAACGUCUGUGUACACCUCAUCAGCUGCUUGGAGCGUUUACUGGGGAAGGGUAGUAGUGGAGAGAACGACCUCUUACUGAUAGGAUGUCUGGAAUUGCUGGUGGGCUGCCUCCUAAUACAUCGACCGUCGAGGGAGCUGUGGAGGAGAGAGGUAAACAUCAAUCUGUUCCUAGAUCUUCUCGACCCAUCCUGCUGCCCGGCAGUCCAUAUCGCGACACUCAGAGCACUCACUGUGGCACUCAUGGAUCAGCCUGCCAACAUCCGCGUCUUCGAAGAGCUUGAUGGACUGAUGGUCGUCACAAGCCUUUUCAAAACACGACAGACCAGCUUGGAAGUGAAGAAGGAGCUGAUUGAGCUGCUUUGCUUUUACUUGGAGAAGGAGGUAGAGGUCGAGGAUGAGAGCGUUCCAGCAAGAGAGUCGGCUCUGCUCUUAGGUACCAGCAAGGAUGAAGUACUGGAAGCGUUCAGGAGAGCGAGCAGAGAGCAAGGCAGUGCUUCGGCAAAUCAGACGGACAAGCCCAUUCUGAGGACGAGACACGAGAAAGAGACGCUUCUCGGGCGUCAUCUCGGCGAGGAACAACUCGCGGUUCUUUGCUCGGGCUGA
Cyphellophora attinorum is the source of this 813-nucleotide messenger RNA. Its product is annotated as Cell division control protein 14. NCBI's taxonomy places the organism in Eukaryota, Fungi, Ascomycota, Eurotiomycetes, Chaetothyriales, Cyphellophoraceae. Bases 1 to 813 code for a protein of 270 amino acids. The record is from RefSeq and is a predicted model, not a curated record. The transcript has 2 exons.